UCUGUUUUAUAAUUUUUCAUAAUAUUACUGUUUUUACCAUAUUUUUGAACAAAUAAAUGUAGCCUUGGUUUGAAAAACAUUGAAAAAUAUUUCCAACCCUAAAUGUUUAUUGUAUAUUACAGUACAUUGUAUAAUCAGACAACAUUAUUUUUAAAAUGAAUCUGUUGGCGAAAUAUUAGAUAGUAAGUAAAGUUUAUUUAUAUAGCAUAUUUAUCAGAGGGUUAAAACAUAAAACAAGCAAGACAAACCAUAAAACAGUAAAACAAUAAAAACAUAGAUUAAAUAAAUUAGAAUGCCUGGGAGUAAAGAUAUGUUUUCAACAUCGUUUUAAAAGUUAUAAUAGAAGGUGCAAGGCAGAUGUCCAGUGGCAGUUGAUUCCAAAGACAGUGCGGGAACUCAAAAAGCCCCAUCACCCUUUGUUUUUAAAUGUGAACAAGGGACAGCUAAAAAAGCCCUGUCAGAUGAUGUUAAAGAUCUGGAGGAUGAAAGUGGAGUAAGAAGAUAUGUGAGAUAAGAUGGGGCUUGACCAUUAAGAGCUUUAAAAACAAACAGCAAAAUGUUUAAUUGAAUUCUAAAAUGGACAGGAAGCCAAUGAAGAGAGGCCAAAAUUGGUGUAACAUGAUCAGUUUUCUUUGCCCUGGUCAACAGCCUUGCAGCAGCAUUUUGUACUAUCUGUAAGCGUGCAAUGGAUGACAGAGGAAGACCCAAAUACAAUGAGUUACAGUAAUCAAGUAAUCAAGAAGUAAUAACAGCAUUGCCAAGCUCAUUUAUAAGAACACUUCUCAACUCUGGGGGGCCAAAGACUAUUAUUUCCAUUUUAUCUUCAUUAAGUCGAAGAAAACUAUUGGAUAACCAUUUUUUAAUGUCCCCAAGGCAGGCCAAUAAGGGUUCAAUGGAAUCGCCGGCUUGGUAUCAUCAGCAGCAUAUAAGUGAAAUGAAAAGUUAUGCCUCCUAAUAAUAUCUCCCAACGGUCACAUAUAUAAAUUAAAAAGAAGUGGACCUAAAAUGGAUCCUUGAGGUACUCCACAGAUGAUAGGAGCAAUAGAUCUUUAAUUGUUCAUGCAUGCUAUUUUUAAAUUUAGAUAUUUACCUUAAUUUAAUAGUUCAUACUUUAUCUUUAAAAACACUAUUAACACUAUUAAAAUUUAAUCUUUAGAAAAUCUCAAAAUGAAUAGCCAUUUAUCAUAUUGCCAUUUUAAUAUACACCAUUUAUCGGUUAUAUAUCACAUCACAGCAAUCCCAUAUAGGCCUAAUAUACCUAAAAGAAUAAACAGUUACAAAAUCACGUUAAAAAUUAAAAUGAAUUAAAACCAUUUUACACAUUUUACAAAACGAAAUUAAAUGAUGAAUUCAGAGCAGUAACCUGACAAAAUAAAAAGUGGGCAUCUUAAUCCCAGAUUUAGACAUCUUGCAUGGAGAGUAAAACCUUUCCCAAAUUAAUCUCCUAAAAAUAAGAUUACUGAUUGCUAUGACUAAACUACAGCCUUAAUCAAAUAUCAGUUCUGACUAUUCUAUUAUUCAAAAUAAAGCCUUUAAAAAUUGGAAUAAAGCUUUUUUUUAAUUAUUAUUUAAAUUAGAAUUUGAGAUUUUGUUGAAAUAAACAAUCUCAGUGGCAGAAAUAAAGGGAAAAAUCAUUAAAAUCACCCCUUGUGCUGUAAUUGGCAUUGUUCCGGUCUGGAGAUGACAACUACGAACUAGCAAAUUGCCUAAAACAAAAAAAGCAUCCCCGGUGACCAUGAGCCCUGCAGGGUGUUAAUUGAAAAACGCAAACAAAUGGAGAACCAUAGUGAUGAUGAGGGUUAAAAUAAAGGGGUUUAUUACUACAGGCUCACCAAAAGCAGAAGACCAGAUAUGGAGUGAAAGGCGCGAUUUUAUUCUUAAAUCAAUAUGGAAUUAGCCGCUAAUUGACUGGAGAUGAGAAGUAAUUUCACCAUUGUUCUGGGACAAGUCAACAGCACAUGGCAAUACAAUAUAGAAGUUGCAUUUGUAGCUGCCAAUUGUCUGGUUUUGCUGGUCACUUUGCAUGUAGGAAUUCUCGCAAACUUGUUCGUGGCUUGGGCCGUGCACCACCAGAAGUUGCUCCAGACGUCCAACAACGCUCUCCUGGUGAAUCUGGCCGUUAUUGACAUCUUGCGAUGCGCUAUUGAUUGUCCAUUGCUCCUCAGUGUUGUUUUGAGCGCUCGCGAGGCGCGAGACCUCGGCGUGCUGUUCUGCAGCGCGCAGAUCGCGUCGUUUUCUCUCAUCUGUUGCGUGCAGUUGCUCACGCUGGCGUGCAUCAGCGCCGAGCGAUAUCAAGCCAUUGCACAUCCGUUUAAAAAUGCCGAGCGCCGAAAACGGGUAACGGUGUGGAUCGCCUUGACCUGGCUGCUUCCCAUCUCCAUAUCGGUCAUUUGCGUGAUAUUUGCGAAAGACUCGCCGGCGUACAUCAGAUGCAGAGGUUUGCGCAUGGACACGUUAGACUCGUACGACACGUUUGGAGUUUACAUUUUGACUCCCAUCUGGUGCGUUUGUUUGACGGUCAUCAUUGGUUUCUACGGACGUAUUUUCCUUUUAGUCAGAGCGCACGGUCGGAAAAUAUUCGAUAAGGGUUCGCUUCCACCACCGGAUAAAAAGAAAGAGGAUACAAAGCACAAAAAGGAAGAAACAAAGACUAAUAUUAAAAACGAUGCAGAAAAACCGAAUGAAAAAGAGUCGUGUGUAGAGAAUCCACUGGAUUUGCAUCCAACAUCUGAGGAACUUACCACAACAUUUGGGACUCAUGAGCUUGCCACAGAAAUAUCCAGAGAAACCAAAGUCACCUUAAUAGAUGAACUUUCCAACGAAGCACCACAGGUUCUAGAAGUCAUCGGGGAGCCAAACGACCACCAACCUACUUCAGAAGAAAGCUCUUCUCCAUCAAAUAAUGAAGAAGAUGGUGCGAUAGAGUCAAGCACCCACCAAGAUGCUGAUGGAGAAGCUUCUGUAGGAUCAACCAGUGAAGAGGGUGGUGUGAAACCAGACGUCCAGCAACAUGUUGCUGCAGAAGGUUCUCAGUCAUCAGUAAAAAGAGAAGAUGGUGAGGAAGACCCAAACGACCAAGAUAAUAAUACUUCAGACACUUUUCCUCCAUCAGCUGCUGAAAAAGAUGGUAAUGUUGAGUCGAGCACUUCACAAGAUACUACUGAAGAAACUUCUCCAACAUCAGGAAAUGGAGGAGAAGGUGCUGAAGAGCAAAACGCUCCUCAAGAAACAGCUGCUCCGCAGGAGGAGGAGGAGGAGGCGGCGGGUGCCGUCUGUAUGAUGCCGUCUCUCGCCCAAAGAGAGCGAGGAAACACCAAGAAGGAGAGCAAACUGGCCAAACGCUCCGGAUACAUCAUCUUCACCUUCCUCAUAUUUUGGAUUCCGCUGAUUGCGACAGUUGUUUUAAAUCACUUCUUUUACCAAAACGACAAUCUAAAAUGUAAUGUCUUGGCACCUGUAUUUAAUGUUUCAGAUGGAGGUUUUUCGGGAGCUGGAGAUUUUAACAGUGUCUUUGGUCUGCAUGACAUCCCUCACCAACCCGAUCAUCUACGCUGCGGUCAACCCUCAGUUCCGCACAGAAUUUCACAAUCUGAAGACCAAAUGGAAAGCGUUUUUCACACGUUCAUAGAGUUGCUGUAUUUACUUGUAGGGACAUCAGAUCUGAGAUCCCAUUAUGCCAAACGCUAGGCCUACAUCUGAUCAGUUUAUUUAUGUUGUGUUGUCGUAUGCUGUUGGCCACAAAUUAAGAUGAUGAUGAAUUAGAUGCUGUCUUAAAUCUUAAGAAAAGCUUAAACUGUUAAUAGAAUGAAACCGAUGUCAUGAAUAAUGUUUGUAAACAGCUGCAUUUGAAAUACAGGGUAUUCCAUUACAUUAUAUUUUGUAAGACAAUGUUAAGCCUUGACCUUUGAAAAAAAAUAAAGAUU
Messenger RNA from Onychostoma macrolepis, 3923 nucleotides. RefSeq lists its product as uncharacterized. NCBI's taxonomy places the organism in Eukaryota, Metazoa, Chordata, Actinopteri, Cypriniformes, Cyprinidae. Gene Ontology annotation, cellular component: membrane. The coding region runs from base 1915 to 3687 and encodes 590 amino acids. The record is from RefSeq and is a predicted model, not a curated record. The transcript has 2 exons. Gene Ontology annotation, molecular function: G protein-coupled receptor activity. Gene Ontology annotation, biological process: G protein-coupled receptor signaling pathway.